Caenorhabditis angaria is the source of this 845-nucleotide messenger RNA. Lineage: Eukaryota; Metazoa; Nematoda; Chromadorea; Rhabditida; Rhabditidae. The record is from the annotation of a GenBank genome assembly.
AUGAAUCUCAUUUUUCUUUUGUUGAUUGAUUUCGAAUCUGUGACUGGAUUUGACGUUUCAAAUCCAUACAUCGAAGAAGAUAUCGAAAACAGAAAGUUCCACGAAUCGGUUUUUUCAACUGAAUUAUGGGGAAGAUUUGGAGAUGAGUUCACCGGAAAAGUGAUUCUUUUGAAAAUGAUGGAGAAAGGUAAGACUAAUUAAAUGAAAUUGGUAUAUUGAUUGUCAUUCAGAUUUGUUCAACAAAAGUGGUUUUGUUAAAAAUCCGGAAGAAUCAUUUGAAAGUCAAGGAAAUCAAUUUUAUUUGGGAAAAGAGAAUCAUCAAUUUGAAAGAAGAACAAAACAAUGUUUUAUGACAAUUGAUCAUCUCGCCAAUAUUCGUAAUUCAAAUCUGACUCAUAAAAAAGAGGAAAUCAUCAAUUUCACAUAUUUUCUGCAAUCUGCAAAACUUCCAUCGCGCAAUAAUUUGACUGAAAUAACAUGGGCCUGCCCAUUAUUACAUCCAGAUUGUUGUGGAAUUACAUGUUGUGGAACAGAUAACAGAUAUGCAAAUAAUACAACUGAUCAAUUGGUUAUGCUUGGUCAUUUUCUUCUUGCCAGGUAAAUGUAUCAUUUUUUAUUUUCAGACCCUAUAACACAUUUAUUUCAGUUGCUGUCUUUUCAUAAUCGUUUCUGUUACCGUCGCAUGUUUCUGUUUUUGCUCAAUGUUUUUCACAAAGGUUAUCAGAGUUAAUUUUUUGGAUGGCGAGCAACCAGAAAAUGAAAACCAUGUCAGAGAUUUGGAACUUGUCGAACUCGAGCUGAAACCACUUCGACGAUCAAAAAGAUUUCACAGAUUGACUGUUUAA